This is a messenger RNA of Actinia tenebrosa (Australian red waratah sea anemone), 1984 nucleotides long. Its product is annotated as charged multivesicular body protein 5. The record is from RefSeq and is a predicted model, not a curated record. Lineage: Eukaryota; Metazoa; Cnidaria; Anthozoa; Actiniaria; Actiniidae. Gene Ontology annotation, cellular component: membrane; multivesicular body. Gene Ontology annotation, biological process: vesicle budding from membrane; late endosome to vacuole transport via multivesicular body sorting pathway.
GUUGUUGUACUGUGCUGUGAGUGCGAAAAUAAGUUUUUUCAAUUCUGAAAUUUGUGGUUAAAAUAUCGUUAAAAUAGAAAAAUGAAUCGGCUUUUUGGACGAGGAAAGCCCAAGGAACCACCACCGAACCUCACAGAUUGUAUUUCUAAUGUCGACAGUCGAGGAGAGUCUAUAGAAAAGAAAAUAAGUAAGCUUGAUCAAGAGCUUUUGAAAUAUAAAGAACAAAUGAAGAAAAUGAGGGAUGGACCAUCAAAGAAUAUGUUAAAACAAAGAGCACUUAGAGUUUUGAAGCAGAAAAAACAAUAUGAAGGUCAGUUGGAGAGUCUACGGCAGCAGUCCUUCAACAUGGAACAAGCUAACUUCACCACACAAACACUGAAAGAUACAAAAACAACUGUUAAUGCAAUGAAAACAGGUCUAAAAGAAAUGAAAAAGGAAUUUAAGAAUGUUAAUAUUGACCAAAUUGAGGACUUACAAGAUGACAUGUCUGAUAUGAUGGAACAAGCUGGGGAAAUCCAAGAGGCUCUUGGAAGAACAUAUGGCCUGCCAGAUGACAUAGAUGARGCAGACUUAGAUGCAGAGCUGGAAGCACUUGGAGAUGACUUGGCACUUGAUGAAGACACAUCAUACUUAGAUGAAGUCAAUGCCCCAGCAGCACCUGAUACUGUUCCAGGAGCUCAAGAUAAAGAAGCAGUCAAAACACAGGAUGGUAUUCAAGUAGAUGAGUUUGGACUGCCAAUUCUUGCCAAAAACUAAAUAUUAACCUGUGAAUAUUAUACCAUUGCCGAGAAAGAUGAAGGACAUUCUAAAUGCUGCCAAUAAAUUUGUAGAUAACUUUACCCAUGCACUUAGUAAUAAUUACGUUAUUGCAAUUUUCGUAAACAUGCAAACUCUGUGUGCUGCAUGCUGAAAUUUGUUUUAUAUUGCUGUCAAUCAAACCUAAUCAGUCAGUACCUUUCAUAUUUUUGACUGGYGGUAGCAUAAAAAGCAAAUUUUAGAGUGUAGCUCAUAGACAGAGUUCACAUGUUUCUGACAAUUGCAGCAAUAUGAUAAAUCGUCGAUYGUUGUAAAUAUUUUUUGUUCCUUUCAAUAUGUUUGUUUUUAUGUUUUUGAGUGGCCCUUAAUGAGAUAUUCUAUUGUUUUAAGAAUCAUACAAGUGAGCCAACCCAAUGCUCGUUGUCUCAUUUUCAUCUAAUUUGCAUGCAUUCAUAAUAUCUGCUAUUGCAUGGCAAUUAUGUUUGUUCAGACCAAUUAUCACAGACAUAACAUUCUGAAGCCUAAGCCUCCUCUGCAGACUUCUCUCUUAUUUUCCUUUCUUGGGCGGUUGGAACUUGGACACAUACCACAGGUAGCCCACCAAAGAAACAUGAGAAAGGCUUGAAGCAAAGAGAGAGACACCUGCGGAGUAGCCUACUGAAGCCUCUUAGAAUGAGUAUGGUUAAGUAACCUCCAAAGUUCUAUAGAGCAAGGAGGUGCCAUGUGAUACACUAUGUAAUUCUGACUAUCAUGGCUAAAAAAAUUUCCCUGUCCACUCCUGGACUCUUUGUUGUACCUCCUUAAAUCCAGUUGUCCUUUUAUGUAAUCUAGCACUUUGAGCUUGAAGUAUCAGCCUGUCAUUGGUGAAAAUGCUGGCCAAAUUCUACUGUUAGCUGGCCGCGAAAAUAUUUCAGUUCUAAAUGGGAAAUAGGAUGGCAAGUUGAACAUGUUAUUCAAAAAAAAUUUGAUUUGACUUCAAUACCUAAACGAGAAGAAAAGGAAACAUCCCAUUCUAAGGCUAUAAUUUUUUAUAAAUUAUAAAUAAAGCACACUUGAACAUCAUGCACUUUCUACUUUUGGAAUCGCUUUUAUCGUGUGACUACAGAUAUAAUCCAAGCUUUGUUAAAUGUAUUUCAUAAAAUGGUGAUGUCAGUUUUUUUGACACUGAUGACACAGCGACUGGAGUUGUUAUUUACUGACCUGUAAUAAAACAGUGAGUUCAUUUUCA